Messenger RNA from Xyrauchen texanus (razorback sucker), 2059 nucleotides. Its product is annotated as major facilitator superfamily domain-containing protein 4B-like. NCBI's taxonomy places the organism in Eukaryota, Metazoa, Chordata, Actinopteri, Cypriniformes, Catostomidae. The coding region runs from base 100 to 1656 and encodes 518 amino acids. The transcript has 10 exons. The record is from RefSeq and is a predicted model, not a curated record.
AAGCCUGGGAGCCCAAAAAAGUAAACGUUCAGGCACCAGGAGUCAAACAAAGUUGUCCAUUCACUCCUCUCUGUGGAAUAGUCGAGAGACUUUAACACUAUGUUCAUUGAAGAGCAUAUAUUAACACUUUUCAAAAGGAACUGUCAACAUACACUGACAUACUGGAGUUUGUUCUGGAGUUUUGGACUCAGCAUAGCCUUCCUGGGGCCUACAAUCCUAGAUCUGAAAUGCCAAACGGGCUCCACGUUACGGGAGAUCACCUGGGUGUUCUUCUCACAGCAGCUCUGCCUGCUCAUCGGAAGCUCUACUGGAGGGAUUUUCCAAAAAACGUUGUUUAGUGCCCUCACUGCUCUGUUCCUCUCCGCCAUCAUCAUCUCUGUGGUUUUUGCUAUCAUCCCACUUUGCAAUAAUGUGCUGUUGCUGGCCGUCGCUAUGGCAGUAUCAGGCCUGGCCAUGGGCAUCAUCGACACUAUUGCAAACAUCCAACUGGUGUCCAUUUAUCAGAAGGACUCUGCUAUUUUCCUGCAGGCACUGCACUUCUUUAUUGGGCUUGGUGCUCUGGUGAGCCCCCUAAUUGCAGACCCAUUCAUAUCAGGGCACUGCCCAAGCAGUAACAGCACAGCAAAUGCUACAGAGGUAAUUCAGCACUUCAGAUACAGCCUGACAGCCAGCUUUAGGUCACCAGGGAUCCUUGAGAAUUCCCCACACUCAGGGCCGGUUGAAGGGAAGGCCAGUGUGUCAUAUGCCUUCUGGAUCAUGGCCCUCAUAAAUCUACCUGUGCCAAUUGCAGUUCUUGUGUUGAUGUACCUAGAGAAGCUGCUUCCCUUUUGCCCAAACAGCACUCCACGGCUGCUGGACAAGGAUGAAUUAGCCAUGGAGACCCACACACAAGAAAGCACAGAGACGCCCGAUCCAUGCGCUGAAGUUUCUGGACAUGGUGAUCUCUUUAGCUGCUGUAUGAAUGAAAACCUGCGUGGGCUACCCGUCACAUUUUUUGGUAUCCACAUCUUGGGUGGACUGGUCCUGCUUAUGUCAGAAGGCAUAAUGGGGGUUUUUGCCGGCUUUGUUUACACAUACGCUGUUUCAGCUCCCAUGUCACUGCCAGUUAAGAUGGCAGCAUACCUGAACUGUGUCUUCUGGGCAGCUGUCACUGCAGGACGACUGGUCUCCAUCCCAUUAUCAUACCGUUUCAAACCGGUCCAUCUGCUCAUUAUCAACCUGGCUGGCGUGAUUAUAACAAUGCUGCUGUUGCUGACCCUCUACACAAACAAUGUGUUUCUGUUUGUGGGCACAGCCUUGGUCGGGCUUUUCCUCAGCAGUGUUUUCCCGUUGAUGCUGGCUUACACUGAGGACAUCCUUGACUACCAGGGAUGUGCAACACCAGUCUUAGUGACCUUUGCUGGAAUGGGCGAGAUGUCAAUGCAGGUGUUGAUUGGAUCUCUGAUUCAGACAGAAGGCAGUUAUAGUUUUCUGGUGUGUAGCAUGGUCCUCGGAUGCCUUGCUUUCAUCCUCCUCCUUGCCUUGAUCCUGUGCCACCACAUCCACAAAAAUCUCACAGGAACAUCUAAAAAAGCUGCUAUGGUAGACAACCCACAAGCACCAUCUCCACCCACUCCAGAGAAAGCUGUGAUGGAACAAAAAAUUGCCGUAACAUAAUCACAACCAACUACAUGAGAAUCUAUGAAAAUCUUAAUGGGUCUUAACCUGCUGGAACUAAAUAAAGGGAUAGUUUGCCUAAAAAAACACUUGUCAUUGUUUUCCCUCAUGUUGUUCCAAACCCUUCUGAAUCUUUAGGAGAUUUUUAGUAGAAUAUUAGCCUCAGUCACUAUUCACUUUCUUGCAUCAUUUUAACACAAUGAAAGUGAAUGGUGACUGAGGCAGGGGUGAAACCCUCUCCCGGACAAUAUGACAUUAAUCCUGUCAUUCUGCCUAGCAUCUCCUUUUGAGUCCAUGGAAGAAAGCCAUAAAGUUUUGGAACAAGAUGGUCAGUUAAUUAUAACAGAUUUUUCAUUUUUUGUUGAACUAUCCUCAUAACUGUACUGUUAAACUGUAAACAUUA